AUGGGCAGCAUGGGAAGUUACCAAGUGGACUGGGCGCGCCGCAGUUACGAUGGGAGUAGUCAGGCGAGCCUCGCGGGGGGGUCUCCAUCGUUGCUGCAUCAGUGUGAAGGUGGGAAGCGGUGGAGCGAUGACAGAAGGGGCGUGAAUUGGUCAGGGGUGAACUCGUCGUGGGUGAACUCCUCGGGGGUAAACUCCCCUGUGGUGAACGCCCCCGUGGUGUAUCACUUGGGCGGAGAAGCUAAUACCAUCGGGGGGAGGAGCGUGAGCGAGAUGGCUCAUCAUAGCCAGCGGGUCCUGAAGGUGAAGGAAGCCCAUGCGGGGUGCCCCCCCCGGGGGAUGGAACCAAUUUACGCAGGUGAUCACUACGGGGAGGGGACCAAACAGACGAACGGACAGAUGAAAGCUCUCCCCCCCGUGGGAAUGAAACACACCAAACGGGCACCUUUAAUGAAUGCUAAUUGUGUGGGGUCUUCUAACCGGAGCAUACGUCGGGAGGUUCUUCACUCCUGGUGGGGGGAAGAACGAGUGGGGAGUCCCUCGAGCGAGGCUUCCAAUUGUUACACCCUUCCAAGUGUCCCUUACGACCAGGUGGGCGGUUCUCCCAAAGGGAUGAUGGGAGUGGUUCUAGUUCCAGCCAAUGGGGAGACAAGAAAUGGGUUCAGGAAAUGGGAUCAAAAUGGGAAGGAAGUAGAUGCAGGGUUGGUUCACAAGUGGAGCAGUGGUGGGUUGAGCGGUGGUGGGUUGAGCGGUGGUGGGUUGAGCGGUGGUGGGUUGAGCGGUGGCCGGUUGGGCAGUGGUGGGUUGAGCGGUGGCCGGCUGAGCAGUGGUCGGUUGAGCGGUGGCCGGUUGGGCAGUGGUGGGUUGAGCGGUGGCCGGCUGAGCAGUGGUCGGUUGAGCAGGACCUCAGAGUAUAGCUACAAAGAUCUCGACGAUAGCGCUAACGUUGGCGCUGACGUUGGCGGCGUGUCCCGGGGGAAGUGCUACCCUGAUGAUGCGUCGGUGGAGAGCCUUCCGAGGAAUGGCUUUCCCUGGGGGAGCAACGAGACGUUCCUUCGUGCAGAGGAUAGCAAUCGAUGCGCUGUGGUGGCCGUAGGGGGGGGGCGCUACGAGAGCGGUGAGCAGUGGUAUGGCCAAGCUGCUGGUAGAAGGCUGUCGGGGGAGAGUCUCCAAAGGGGGGUUAUGGCCAGCUGGGAGGAAGGCAGCUACAAAGACGGGGUGGCCGCGCUCGCCAGUGAAGAAGCGGUCAGUGAAGAGGCGAUCAGUGAAGAGGCGGCCAGUGAAGAGGCGGCCAGUGGGGAGAGCGUCGCCCGCGAGGGGGAUGCGGGCCGGCCCGCCCAGUGCACCUACAAUCAGAGCGACUUCACCCAGUGGGUCUCGCACAACCGGCUGGUGAAAAACAUCAUUUCGUCUCACAACGAGGACGGUCAGGUGGAGAGGCACGGGCUGUACAGCCUACUGUUCGACGCGUACGGGCAUAAUAGGGAAGCCUUCCGCGGCACCGGCGGGGGCGCGUUGGUUGGGCGAGCGGUUGGCAAGGGGGAAGCAACAUGCAAAGAGAUCGCCAAAGAGACCCCCAAAGAGACCCCCAAAGAGACCGCCAAAGAGACAGGCGAAGAGACCGCUAAAGAAACCGCCAACGAGACAGACCAACGCUGCAGCGACAGCGUGGUGGAGAAGGUCAUCUUCCUGAAGUACCUGUUCAACCAGUACGCGCACACGGAGUACCCCAACUGCAUCUCCUUCAAACGGUUCAAGGCAAUGUUUGAAGACUACAGAGGGGUGUUUGCCUCGGAGAAGAUUAUCCUUUUCAUAUUUAAUUGCCUAGACAGAUGCAGGAGGUACUACGUGAGCGAAUCUGAUUUUCUAAUUGGCAUGCUGGCGUGCAGUCCGCAGAUGCAGAAUGACAUUAGGAAGGACGCAGGGAAGCUAAGGCAUCAGCUGAUCUUUAGGGCAUACGAUUUGGAUAGAGACGGCUACUUGAGCAGAAGCGAAAUGUUCGUUUUUAUGUACCACCUGUAUGAACUGUCGAAACAGUUUAAGCAUUUGGAACUGAAGGGAAAUAAAAAGAAGAUGAAGAAGUUGGUGGCGGUCGAACGGGACAAGCUCAUGAGGAAGUGUCAUCGAGUUAGCUACGAUCAGUUUUAUCGCCUUGUGUUGGAGAGCAAAGUUCAGGGCACGCAGAACCUCCUCAGGUCCAAUUGCGACGUGGCCAGCGUCGUGAAGGCGCGCUUCCUCGAUGCCUACGCGGGGGGGCGCGGCCUCACCACGUGGGUGGACGCAGGUGGUGCCGCUAAUAAGGCGAAGAAUCCGUCCAGUGUGCAGCUAACAGGUGGCAACGAGCUGGAGUGCAGCUCUGCACAGUUCAGUGGAGAGUCUCCCACGGGGGAUGCCAACUCGGAGGAGGACCCACAGGUAAGCGGUACUUCCGUUAGGGGGGGGGAUGACCCAAAGGAAGACGGCACUGAGGGGGUAGUGCAGGAGGGACCGGCGGGUGGCACAGAGGGGGGGAAGCGGGAGCAGUCAGAGGAGAAACAGGAGGAGCAGUCAGAGGAGAAACCGGAGGAGAAGCCAGAGGAACAACCGCAGGAACAACCGCAGAGUGACGGUGACGCGGCGGAGGAACCCCCCAGUGGUCACUCGAAUGAGGCCCCAAACGGGGGCGGCGUGAACAGCGCGGAAGAGGUGACUGGCGAUGGGGAAGAGGAGGUUGGCGAGGGGGAAGAGGAGGUAAGCGAUGGGGAAGAGGACAAAGUGGAAGAGAGCGACGUGGUGGCAGGCGGUGAGGCAAAUGCUCAGCUGGGCGCGCCCCCCGGGGAGAGCAGCACGGACAGCAUACCGCAUUUCGGGGGGGGUCACCAGGAGGAGAGCGCCCCUGGGGAGCAGCGGGUCCAUGAGGGGGAUCACAUACAUGAGGAGUCGGAGCAGCAGCACACCAGCCGCGCCGGCCCCGAACGCAGCUGGAGCAACUGCGUGGAGCAGAUGAAGGAAAUAGUGAAGGCGUACAGAGAGAGGCACCUGACGGGGAAGGCCAAGCUCUUUGGGCUGAACCAGGACGUGGCGUUUAAAAUUUUUACCACCUUUUACAGAGUGAGUUACAGAAGGAAGAGAGAGAAGUACAGUCGGCAGGUUGAUGACGUCUGCACAGCUGCAUGCUCCUACAAUGAUGUCAUCCUCCUGUGUGAUGAGGCCGCGAAGGUGCUUAAGGGAGAGGACUCGAUUGAGCAGGUGGAGCUCCCUUGCAAAGUGUUUGGAGAUUUGCAUGGGAACGUUUUAGAUUUGCUGGACUUCUUUAACAUGUACGGCUGGCCGUUGCACGGAGGGACGAACGAGUGGCUGUCCGUGGAGGAGGUGGCCAUGAGGGGAGGUAGGUCAGUCUCGGUGGGGAAACUAAAGGAGGCUGUCCCCCACACGGGAGGUACGUCCGUAUCGGUGGAGAAACGAAGGGAGACUGUCCCCCACACGGAUGGCACGUCCGUAUCGGUGGGGAGAGAAAAGGAAGCUGCCCCCCACACGGGUAGCAACGAUGUGAAGUACGUUUUUCUGGGGAAUUACCUAAACAGGGGGAAGCACUCGCUGGAGGUGAUUUGCCUGCUGCUGAGUCUGAAGGUCCUGUUCCCCAAGCACAUAUACCUGCUGAGGGGGAACCACGAGGAGAGGCUACUCAAUUACGUGAAUGGGUUCUACGCAGACAUAGAAAAGAAGAUGAAGAGGAAUAUAAAAACAGCGGGGCUGAUCAAAUACCAAGAGGAAGUAAUAGAAGCUCAUGCGUAUGAAUUGUUCAACCGGGUUAAUGACGUGCUGGAGUUCCUCCCCCUCUCCGUGCUGGUAGGUGGGAACAUUCUCUGUGUGCAUGCAGGCAUUGGGGACAGUCUCCAGAACGUAGGAGACUUUGCAGCUAUCCCCAAACCGAUUGUCAUCCCUCAGUUUGUUAAUAGAAGUAGCAACGAUGCGUAUGAACAUGUUCAGAAGGUUAUUAUCGACGCGUUGUGGUCCGAUCCCAUUAAUUAUGAGGAUGAGCAGGAUGUGUUUCUCUUGGAAAGGCUGGCACAUGGGGAGGAUGUCAUUCCUUCCAGUCGAGGGAAGAUCACCCUUAAGUUCGGCCAGCGGAGACUUUCUUCCUUUCUGCGGAGGAACAAACUGAAGAUGCUCAUUCGGGGACACGAGUGUGUGCAGGAGGGGUUCCGGUACAGCUACGGCCGGCGGCUGCUCACUCUCUUCUCCGCCACGAAUUACUGCGGCCGCCACGGCAACGACGCGGCCAACGCCUUCAUCGUCCGCAGGGGCAGCAGCAUCGUCAUUUUCAACCAAAUUGUCAAGUGCCCGCGGAGUGAGCGGUUUGAACGGCUGGAACCGCUUGAACCGCUGGAACCGCUUCACAAGGUGAACUGGGAUGGAUCCCUCGAGAGACCCCUCCCGAGGGAGCAGGCUGCUCCCUACCCCCCAGAGCCCCUUCACUGGGGGGACUUCCCCCACGAGGUAGGCCAACCGCAACGUGGUGCAAGUCUGUUGAGUGGCCACCGAAUAAUGAGCAGUGUAUGUUCCCCCUCGGAAGUGCCCCCCCUUGGAGUGGAAAAUUGGAGAAGUGGCGAUCCAUCAUCCAGGGGUGACCACAUUGGAGAGGCCUCUACCGAUGGUAUGGGCAGUCAGAUGAAUAUCACCACGAGUAAGGCAAAGCACAGUGUUGGGGUCCUCACAGGUUUAGAAGAGGAAGAAAAAGCGGAGGAACUGCCACACAGGCGGGUGAACGAGGAAGUUACCCCGUUUAACCCCAAUGAGAAGGAGCUCGCAUCGGAUGGGGGAGACGACGAGCAGAGCAACCUCAUCCUCAGGGACAGCCACCCAAUUGUCAAGAGGAAGCUGCGGGAUACGAGGAGCAAUGAAGACGUGAACUGGGGGGCAGCUGUGCAGUUGGAAAAAGGGGAGGGCGUGCCCAGUCGCUUCGCGCGCGGGGGUGCUCUCCGCAACGACGGUCAUGAUGGGGACCGCAGUGGUGACCACUCCCUGAACAACUCGCGUAACAGCAUGGGUGAUGACCACUCGGGGGGAGACGCGCGAGAUGAUCCCCUUGAGGGGGGGCCACUAAGGAAGAGCAUCAUUACGAAUGGGAGCUGCUCAUCGGAAGAGGCACUAUAUGGUGGGUACACGCGUGGAAGCAGCGGGAGGAACUACCCUGGGGAGAUGCUCCCCUCCAAACUCUCUCCUUUCAAAGGUGAAGGUUUGGAGAUUGAGGAGGCACAGAACCGACAAGAGAGUAAGUCCCCUUUGGAGGGAGAUCCCCAUUUGGGGGGAGAUCCCCAGUGGGAAGGGGAAUACCUGUACGACGAUUACCAGCACUACUUGGGUAACCCCCCCCACGGAGACGCUUUGAAGAAGCCCCCUUGUGAUGAGCCCCCUGGCGGAGACGAACCCCCGUGUGCAGGUGAAACGAAGACAAACAGUCCAGGCAACACAAACGCUAUCAUCGAGACAUUUUUCCAAAAUGGAGGAAGAGAUCAUGGCGGUGAUGAGCAUAUCUACAGGGACCAUCUGGAGGAUAGCGAAGUGGAAAGGAGGGGCCAUUUAAAUCAUCGCCAGUGUGCAAAGCUGACUCCUUUGUCGAAGCGAACGAACGGUGUGAAUGUGCGGAGGGGAGAGGAAGGAGAGCAGUGGGAGCAAAAUGAAAGUUCUGCUAACCUGGUGGAAGAGCUGAUGAGCAAGCCGAUGGACUACAUGAUGAUGCCGCCCGACUUGGGGGUGGCUAAUCGGCCCAAGUUGCGACGGGACGCGCAUUCGAACCAGCACAAGAAGGAGCACGGCUCCGCCACCCUGCGCAGUUUGAGGAGCGAAAACAACACGAGCGAGUCGCUCAGCAAGCUACAAAUGCAGUGCUUGCCGGCGGACCCCAAACCGCAGACAAAAAUUUCGCUGCAAAAAAUUUUGGACAAGUUGGAGGACGAUGCGUAG
Messenger RNA from Plasmodium vivax (malaria parasite P. vivax), 5943 nucleotides. RefSeq names its product erythrocyte membrane-associated antigen, putative. The transcript is spliced from 2 exons. The record is from RefSeq and is a predicted model, not a curated record. The coding region runs from base 1 to 5943 and encodes 1980 amino acids. Gene Ontology annotation, molecular function: protein serine/threonine phosphatase activity; calcium ion binding. NCBI's taxonomy places the organism in Eukaryota, Apicomplexa, Aconoidasida, Haemosporida, Plasmodiidae. Gene Ontology annotation, cellular component: cytoplasm; nucleus.